Dovyalis caffra is the source of this 384-nucleotide messenger RNA. The record is from the annotation of a GenBank genome assembly. NCBI's taxonomy places the organism in Eukaryota, Viridiplantae, Streptophyta, Magnoliopsida, Malpighiales, Salicaceae.
AUGAAAGCGCCUGAGAGUGUCCCAAAAAACAGAAGGGUCCUUAACAGCGUCUUCAUGAGAGGCAAGUGGUUCAGGGUAAUGCUUGUUCUCCAUUCCGUUCUUGAAACUUUUCUUGCUCCCCGGCGACAUUUCCACGCCGUCGCCGCAGAAACCAAGAAGAGGAGAUUGGCAAUUCACGGUCGAAUAAUCAAAUCUGUGAAUUACAAUCAAGGGUUCAUCGGCGAUCAGUUGGUGUCUGGUUAUAUUAAAUUGGGAUGUACAAAAGAUGCAUUUGAUCUGUUCGAUGAAUUGCCUGAGAAGGAUUUGGUCUCCUGGAAUUCUUUGAUUUCUGGGUUUUCUCGCCGGGGGAAUUUGGGAGUUUGCUUGAAUUUUUUUUCAGGAUGA